CGAAUGCGAGAUCCUCCAUCUCUGGCGACCACGAGGCCACCUCCAUGCCGCCGGAGUCCAAUCCCUAUAUCACUCCCUCUCCCGCUGCUCCGUCCUCGUCAAAAAAGUUGAUGUUAGAUACAAUGGAGACAGUAAAAGAUGUGCUUGGGAGAUGGGGGAAGAAGAUGGGGGAAGCCAAGAAGAAGACUGAGGAUCUUGCUGGUAAUGUCUGGCAGCACUUAAAAACAGGACCUAGCAUUGCUGAUGCUGCAAUGGGAAGAAUUGCACAGGGAACCAAAGUCUUAGCUGAAGGGGGUUAUGAGAAAAUAUUUAGAACUACCUUUGACACCUUUCCGGAAGAACAGCUUAAAAAGUCAUUCGCUUGCUAUUUGUCUACAUCAGCUGGUCCUGUGAUGGGUGUUUUAUAUCUCUCUACUGCAAAGCUUGCAUUUUGCAGUGAUAAUCCUCUUUCUUACAAAGUUCUUGAUCAAACAGAAUGGAGCUACUAUAAGGUGGUCAUUCCUCUGCAUCAGCUAAGAUCAGUCAAUCCUUCAACAAGCAAAGUAAACCCAGCAGAAAAAUAUAUCCAGAUUGUGUCUGUUGACAACCAUGAGUUCUGGUUCAUGGGUUUUGUGAACUACGACAGUGCCGUGAAGAGCCUACAGGAAGUCUUGCCUGGUGCUCUCGACUUGCAACCUUAGAAUUGGUGUGGCAUGUGAAUUCGCUGCUGCUGCUGCUGCUGUUUCCUUAAGUCUCAUUAUUCACUUGCUUGGUUACCUAAUUGUGCAUUAUGUUAUGUGAGUGAUGUUGAUGAUGGAAACAUUCUUCUUUGUAUGAGUUGAUGAUCCUUCUCUCAUACUCGUAAAAUUGGUGAAGUCCUGAAAAUCAAAUCUGUGUAAUACUGGGCGUGAAAUUGCUCUCAAAUUUGUUUUUAUAUGCUGCAGUCCUUUUAAUGACCGUAUUCACUUUUGGCAAA
Messenger RNA from Asparagus officinalis (garden asparagus), 955 nucleotides. RefSeq names its product GLABRA2 expression modulator-like. Bases 45 to 680 code for a protein of 211 amino acids. The transcript has 4 exons. Lineage: Eukaryota; Viridiplantae; Streptophyta; Magnoliopsida; Asparagales; Asparagaceae. The record is from RefSeq and is a predicted model, not a curated record.